Messenger RNA from Paramecium tetraurelia, 1158 nucleotides. RefSeq lists its product as uncharacterized. The transcript is spliced from 3 exons. Gene Ontology annotation, molecular function: DNA replication origin binding; ATP hydrolysis activity. Gene Ontology annotation, biological process: mitotic DNA replication checkpoint signaling. The record is from RefSeq and is a predicted model, not a curated record. Gene Ontology annotation, cellular component: nucleus. NCBI's taxonomy places the organism in Eukaryota, Ciliophora, Oligohymenophorea, Peniculida, Parameciidae.
AUGAAAAAGAAAAGACAAAUACCUCAAGAUGAUUUAUAAAAUAACAAGAAACAGCCCAACGCUUAUGAAGAUUUAGAAAACACUCAAAGCAAUGUGUCUGAACUCAUUAAAAAAAUGAAAUUCAGAGAGCUGGAGGAAUUUGAGAUCCAAUAGUUUAUCGCUUCUCAUGACGAAUAAAAGUUUCUGAUGAUUACUGGUCAACCUGGAUGCGGCAAAACUAUGCUCCUAACUAAAUGUCUCAAGCAAUGGCAGAAUAACUACACUACUAUCUAUAUAAAUGCUAUGCAAUGUAAAAAUUAUACAGAGUUUUUAAACAUUUGUAAAAAGCAAUUGAAUGUUAAAAGCUCCACUGCCAAAUAAUAAACACGCAAAGUCAUUAUGGAUAGACUCAAAGAGUUGAAUACGAUCAUCACAAUUGAUGAGUUUGACAAUUUAUUUAAAGUGAGUGAAAAAGAAGCCUUUGAUUUAUUUUCCCUGUCCAAACAUGCCAUCAUUAUUGGCAUUAGUAAUGACAUAGAGUUCCUUUAAACCUAAUCAGUGAGAUAUAAAUUUUAGCUCCCUUAAUUUAAAAAUUUAAUUUUGAAGCCUUACACCAUCCAAUAGUUACAAGAACUGAAAUAUAGUAAAUAUGUGUAUCUAUAUAGAAAAUACGAUGAAAAAGCCAUCAAAAUACUAACAACCAGAGCCUAUAAUGACAAGGGAGGAGACAUGAGAAAUAUAAUAGACAUUGUGAAAAGGACCUUAAGAGACAAAGAAGAAUUUACAACAGAUGCUGUCAACUAAGAAAUAGGAAUGAGUGUGUUUGAUAACAAAAUGAAGGGUGUUGUCACCACUCUGACUUUACAUUAGUAAUUAAUACUAUUAGGGAUCAUUGCCUUAUUAAAAAAGGACUCUAUUCAACUUGAAAUAGAUUUACCCGAUCUCAUAAGAAAGGUUAACGAAAUUAAGUAUAAACUGAGUUUGCCCUUGAGUGUGGAUGUAGAGGAGGAAAUUAAUUUAUUAAAAGAUUAUAACCUACUUACUACAAAGGAGGCGAAACAAUAAAAAAUGGGCUUUAAAAUCACAGUAAAAAAGAUUCUAUGUAAAUUUACAGCAGAGGAAUUGAAAUAUUAAUUAUCUGAUCUAGAUGCAUUUAAAAACAUUUUACAAUAAUUAUGA